AUGUCUUCCGAGGCCUCAUCAGCUUCACCCAAAGACAAUGGAAUGUCUAUUCCGACAAUUUGUCUCGACUCCCUCAACGAAUCUCGCCCGCAUUUGGAGAUAUACUUUGGGAAUUCUGAUUCCGACUCACAUUCCAACGAAGACCAUCAGACUUUCAGCCAUAAUGUUGCCAACUUUUGCUCGUGGCUAUCUUGCUUCGGUGCCCAAAGGAGGUUUAUUGUUGCCGCCGUACUUCUUUCACAAUGUGAUCCUGGCUUUCGUCAAGCUGCGAUUCAGCUGUUUCAAACGAAUUCUUCAUCUCCGUCCAACGGCAUUCCACAAGAAGUUGUUGGUGAUAGUACCGAAUUCGAUCACCUAGCUUUGCUUCAGUCGUCUUCACUGACACCAACAGCACUCCUCGAUCAACUGUGGUCAUUACUCGGUCACCUCAUUGCUUCACGGACGCCAGUGUCUCCCAGCAAAGGGGUGCCCAUAACUCUGUGGAACCAAUCCAGAAGGUCUUCAGAGCUUGAUUCACUUGAAAACGUAAUAACUUCGGCAGAUCAACAGCGGGAUCGAAUACUAGGGUUAAAGAAGCAUUACUUGCGGUUAUUCACGGAACUGCUUUGUCAUUCUGACAAUUUAUCAAGUACUUUAGCCUUUCAAGACGACGCGCUGCUUUCAUCCUCUUCUCAAGAUUCUUCACUAAAAGAAUCAGUUGUUCAGUCACUAGUGGGACAAAUGCUGUUGAGAACCCUAUUGCAUCCGCUAUUCACCAUGGAUGAACGAAAUCAGCUCUUAAGUACUUUGCGAAGUCAUCGCCAGUCGGCCUGUCCAGACCCAUCAAAACAUCGCGAUGAGCCUUGCGCGCAACAGCAUGUGGAUUUAUCUCCAUCACUGAGAUGUUUGGAUGUGUUACUCGAACUGGCGUCAGAUGUGUUUUCAGUGGUACACUCGUUGGCCUUGAGCUCUGAACACCACAUGUCCUCGCUCUCGCACUCUCUCACUUCUUCGGGAUUCCUCUCUGGUGGCGGUGGAUCAGGCAGUCAGUACGAUUUGCUUUCGGAAGCCACAAAUUUCAACGGGAAUUCUACUACAGGUCCACAUUAUGGUACUUUGUUAACAGUUCCAACGGCAGACUGUCGUAACGGACCAAAUCACAUGGUCUCCAGUCCAAGUUAUCAUUCCGCUCAGGUGGCCUGGAAUCCAGGGUCCGGUCAGCGUCGCCUAUCUGAUGGUUCUUGCGUACUUGAUACGCUUUCAACCGCACUUACCCCCAGCAUGGAGUCUGGUCACACCCCGAUGUCUCGGGUCGGUAACUCAAUGGUUUGUAGCUCUAGACUCACAGGUCACACGUGCAUCGCUGAAAAAGAAUCUCCGGUUACUGCAUUUCCGUCGCUUGCAAACUUUCCCCCGCAUGCUUCGGUUGGAAGAUCUAUGGAGCAGACUGCGGAUUCAGUCUCACUUAGUAGCGCAAGUUCAACACUGUCGUACAGCUUUGAGUAUGGUACCGCUUAUCGCCACGGAUCUAGUGUAUCGCCCACCGCUCCUUCUGGCAAUCCAGACGGCUCGAAACCUGAAGAGACCGUCUCAUUGCCUCCAUCGCCAUCGGGCAUGGCCGUUCUGAUUAAAAAUGAAGUUCGCUUGUCAGUUCCGUCAUCUGUCAAAACUUCUGAGAUGUGCCCUUCACCUGCCUUCUAUACUUUGGGAUGUGCACUCCACGGAUCUGAACCAGAUUUCAGUCCACAGUCCCAGUCUCUUCAUCCUCCCACCGUGUUGCCCGGUGUUUGCAGUUCUGCAAUUCCACGGACAUCCAGCCGCAGUUGCUGGGCUGCUGUAUUUGGUUAUCCGGUCGAACCUCGGCUGAACACGGAGCAGACGAUGGGAGGUUGGCCAAUGAAUACCUAUACGGAUCCUAACCCCGGAAUGGGUGGUGAGUAUCACUUGUUUGGAGGACUUGCAUUGUUAUCAUUUUCAAGGUCACUGAUUUCUACCCAUUUCGAUGAAGCAGCUCAGUGGUUGGAGCGUGAACUAAAUGAUCGGAAGGUCCAUGGUUCGAACCCAAUGUCGGGAUCUGGAUUGGUCCUGUCUAGGUUUCGUGGCACCAUACCGGCUUGGUUGAAGAGCUUGCGUCUGCACAAAUACGCUGGGCUCUUUGAGCGCUUGACCUAUGACGAAUUUAUGAACAUUACUGAAGCGUGGUUGGAAAGUCACAAUGUUACCCAAGGUGCUCGAACAAAGCUACUCCUAAAUAUUCGAAAGCUAGCAAUGAGAAGCUCCAACUUAUCACAAGCCGAAAACUCAUUGGUCCAAGCCCCCUCUACAGGACCUAGUGCCACAGCUGCCCUGCAGAACUGUCUAACCGAAGUAUGGAAUGUGCUUCAAACCCCACUCAAACCUUGCUCUGCUACCCUGGCCUCCCCCGAGGAACAUCAGACUGGCAAGCUAAACUGCGUGGUUGACCAUUCGAGUCACAAGAAUAAUGAGAUCAAAGACGGCGUUUGUCCAGCUUCCAAUGAAGAGAGUCGUCCGUCUGGUCUUGCGCAGAACUCACAGUCACCUGAUUUCGACAUCAGGAUAACAGCUUCUAAAAGUGCUGGUGACCUGAGCGGUGAUCACACAACCCGAGUCUGUUCUCGUCUGUUGGUCAGUUCUCAGCCAGAUUCAGAUUGUUUUGUGCGAUUCGUUCAGCUGUUGGAUAUCAUCGGCAAGCAUCCCGCAUUUUUGGACAAACACAGAAGCCUGACGGCCUCGUGGAAACAGCAGAUUUUCUCGCUGGAAAACUCACUGGCGAUCCAUAUGAGCACGGACCCAUCUCGACCGUCCCAUUCGGUUCCCAGAAUUCAUCACGGAAUCAAACUGGGCCGUAAGAAUCCAGCUUACAUGGGCUCAAGACACCAACACGCAGUGCGGAAACCUUCAGUCCACUCUGGAGAGAUUUUCUGUCCAAUGCCGUUAGCACCACAGUCGUCCGGUGAGAGAUUCGGCGCUGCUACCCAGGCGUUCUUUCCAGAGACAAUUGAUACCCAUGAGAAGUUGGAAGUGCCAGUACAGCCAAUGCAUUCGGUGUCCUCAGAACGUGUCUCAAGCUACAUUAUGGGUGGAGACGAUGGUUCUUGUCGGAGGCAUAGCGUCCCGAUCAACCAACUUCAAACAAUUCCCAUUCCACUGAAAUCUUGUCCUGGGAGACGAAUGCCAAGUCCGAAUCCAGGUUUCAUGCCCAGUCGAAAAUCAAACGCUAAUGUCAAUCUUUCUGCAGCAAAUACCUGUUCAGGCGCGACACAGGCUUCAUCCGACGUAGAUGUGUCACGCCUGUCUACACAGUUUCCGGGAGCACGAUUCCCUGGCCCUUCGAGUUUCGAGCAUUGCCUAUCCCAUGGCCUUCGACGCGCUCUUGUUCCACCCGCAACUGCCCCGCCCACAAGAAUGCCUUCACCAUCGGAUGUGCAGAGACAGGCAUUCUUCCCGCUUGAUUCGCCUUUAUCAAGCGGCCGACCGGUGUACCCGAGUUCGUUCAGUACGAGUAGGCUCACACUAGAUGAUUUGUCUCGGCCCGGGUUUUCGCCACAGUCACUUUCGAACGUAUCUGCUCAACCGUCAACCCUAACCGAGUUUGGCCAGCACCCAUGUGCCAAUGCACCGCAUCCGAAAACCGCGGCUUCCUCGGUGCAUCGAAAUGCUGCACCCUUGCGUCUCUCUCAUCCAGAAUCUGUGCGUCACACUACUGCGUCGAAUUCGAAAUCUACCUAUGGUUUGAAGCCUUCGUUGGCAGUUAUCCCGCCAAUGCUUGAUCUACCUGCCACGGACAAUGCAGCUCCGUCACAAGGAUAUCAACCGAACUAUGCACAGCUACCAGAUAAACAGAUCAUUCAGGUGGAAGAUCAAAGGUCUUUCCAACCGGAUACAUUCUCUUCAGGAUUUCACAACUAUCCUGGUCGGUUAAACUGUUUGUGCGGCCAGCCGUCACUCAGACCUGAUCAGCCAAAGAACACCGAUACGCAUUGGACUUCUGUGCCAAACCAAGUGUACCUCGAUGCCUAUACGGCGGAAAGUAGGAGCCGAACAGAUGGGCCGAGCAAACACCCAGGAGUGGAUGACCGUAUGGAAUGUAUCGAACAUGAUCUGGAGUUACUAACCCGAAACGUGACCGAGCUAGCUAUCGGCGAUUUCGACUCAGCAGCAGAAUGACGAGACCAAUCAGGCGUAGACCCACCUGGAAUCGAAUUCGAUCUCAUAUGAUCUCUCACUACAGCAUAUGCUUCCCUGUACCCAUUUGUGUCUGCAAGCUGGUCUUGUGUAGCUCUUUGCGCUCUGAGCAUCAGUGCAUUUGCUAUUUGCUGGACACCACGAAGGCUUCCCCACAACUGUACCCCUACUUUACUCUGGACCUCCUCAACAGUGUUACUUUUCGUGGGAACCUGUGGUUUAUCUCUUGUUGCUGGUCAAUUAAAUUGUCCUUUAUCCCACGAUUCUCAACCAUGCGUAUGUGUUUCUUUUUCGAUGAACAGUAUUUAUAUCCAACCCGGACCCUGGGAUCUUGGUUAACUUAUUUAUUGAUUUUUCUUACUCUACUAACCAUCUGUGUGAUUCUGUUUUUAUCUGUUCUAAUACUUGAUUUCUUAUUCUCUGGUGCUUGCCAUAUGUCCUUCUUUGCCAACCUUGCACACAAACCGCCUGAUUUUUUGACUCGCGUCGACUGGAAUCGACCCGAUAUAACCGCAUUUUCGUCCGCAAACUCAAGCACGGAUACCGACUACCGCGCCAUUUCUGCUCAUCCUUUGUUGGUUUCGUUCACAGGCAGGACCUAAUCACUUUCCUGGUCAUUAUUUUGUUUCCGUUGUGCGGUGGAUUACCUUCUUUAUUUCGCUUACCUCAAGACCAAGUUUUGUAUCAUGCUGGCCGCAAUUCUUAUCCCCCCUCUGAUGUUGUUGCCUCGGCUACUUGCUUAUCUCUCUGUUCAAAUGCGUAGCUUCAUAAAACUAUUACACAAG
Messenger RNA from Opisthorchis viverrini, 4970 nucleotides. RefSeq lists its product as hypothetical. Gene Ontology annotation, molecular function: translation repressor activity; protein binding; mRNA binding. Gene Ontology annotation, cellular component: P-body. The record is from RefSeq and is a predicted model, not a curated record. The transcript has 12 exons. Lineage: Eukaryota; Metazoa; Platyhelminthes; Trematoda; Opisthorchiida; Opisthorchiidae. Bases 1 to 4167 code for a protein of 1388 amino acids. Gene Ontology annotation, biological process: nuclear-transcribed mRNA poly(A) tail shortening.